GACAUACUCUUGGUUAAGUUUGUGGGGAGGAGGGUCCACAGUGUUGAUGAAACUGCAGGUUCACCAAGAAAGCGCUCAUCCUCCAAACCCCAGGUGGUGUGUUGUGUUUGUUUUGUUAACAAUAAAUGGCAUAAUGGAAGUACGUUCGGACAAUGCAUCUUCAGUAGGGCUGAUUCUAAGCUCCAUUUCUGGAAAGCGUUGCAAGACUGAGGAAUAUCAGACUGCGAACCGCCGGAAACAGUUCCCUUGCAGCACAGAAACAAUCUUCUCUCCCCAUCUUCGCAUAUUCUGAUGGCAAAUCAAAUGGAAGAAAAGAGGAAGCAUGACAGCACAUUGGAUCAGUUCUCUUUUUGGAUUACAUUUUCAGUAAAAUGUAUGGAUCUAUAUUUUCCUUGUCUGUCUAGAUCAUGAGACUUGACUAAGGCUGUAUCUUUAUCCUCCGUCUAUCUAUGGCGAACUAUAGCCAUGCAGCUGACAACGUUUUGCAAAAUCUCUCUCCUCUAACAGCCUUUCUGAAACUGACUUCCUUGGGUUUCAUAAUAGGAGUCAGUGUGGUGGGCAACCUUCUGAUUUCCAUUUUGCUAGUGAAAGAUAAGACCUUGCAUAGAGCACCUUACUACUUCCUGUUGGACCUUGGCUGUUCUGAUAUCCUCAGAUCUGCAAUUUGUUUUCCAUUUGUAUUCAACUCUGUCAAAAAUGGCUCUACCUGGACUUAUGGAACUCUGACUUGCAAAGUGAUUGCCUUUCUUGGGGUUUUGUCCUGCUUCCACACUGCUUUCAUGCUCUUCUGCAUCAGUGUCACCAGAUACUUAGCUAUUGCCCAUCACCGCUUCUAUACGAAGAGGCUGACUUUUUGGACGUGUCUAGCUGUGAUCUGCAUGGUGUGGACUCUGUCUGUGGCCAUGGCGUUUCCCCCAGUUUUAGAUGUGGGCACUUACUCAUUCAUUAGGGAGGAAGAUCAAUGCACCUUCCAACACCGCUCCUUCAGGGCCAAUGAUUCCUUAGGAUUUAUGCUGCUCCUUGCUCUCAUCCUCCUAGCCACACAGCUUGUCUACCUCAAGCUGAUAUUUUUUGUCCAUGAUCGAAGGAAAAUGAAGCCAGUUCAGUUUGUAGCAGCAGUCAGCCAGAACUGGACUUUUCAUGGCCCUGGAGCCAGUGGCCAGGCAGCUGCCAAUUGGCUAGCAGGAUUUGGAAGGGGUCCUACACCACCUACCUUGCUGGGCAUCAGGCAGAAUGCUAACACCAUGGGCAGAAGAAGGCUAUUGGUCUUAGAUGAAUUCAAAAUGGAAAAAAGAAUCAGCAGAAUGUUCUACAUAAUGACUUUUCUCUUCCUAACCUUGUGGGGCCCCUACCUGGUAGCCUGCUAUUGGAGAGUUUUCGCAAGAGGGCCUGUAGUACCCGGGGGAUUUCUAACAGCUGCUGUCUGGAUGAGUUUUGCCCAAGCAGGAAUCAAUCCUUUUGUCUGCAUUUUCUCCAACAGGGAGCUGAGGCGCUGUUUCAGCACAACCCUUCUUUACUGCAGAAAAUCCAGGUUACCAAGGGAACCUUACUGUGUUAUAUGAAGGAGCAUCUGUAAAUCUUUAGCCUUCUGAAACACUGACCUUCUCUGUUAAGCAAUUGUGGCCUGUAGCCAUAUCUUGAGAAGAAAAUCAAGAAUGGGAUUAGCGGUAAUAAGGGUUUGGGAUAUACUCUGCAGUCUUUGUAAUUGUUCACCUAUAAUCCUAUUUUAAAUCUCAGAGUGGUCCUGCUGACUGCCCAUGAAGGUUUGUAAUUAAGAAAGGACUGAACCACUGCCCUAAGUUUUUUUAUGUGGUUGAAAACUAGAUAAUGAAAUUAGCAGGUGCUAAGUAUCAGUACUAAAUGCUGUGUAUAUCACUACUUACGAAAAAACAUUUAAAAAAACCAAUUAGCAUUGGACAUCUUAAUAAAUUAAGUUGACUUGAGGUAAAUAUGUUGAUAAAAACUAACUUUAGAAGUUUGAAGACUUUAAAACAUUUCUAUUAUUGUUUUGCAAAGACUAAAAUAUUUGUUUUGCAAAGAUUAAAAUAUUAAAGUACUGUAAUCCACUAAAGAUAUACAAUGAAUUAUUGGAUUAUCACACUUUUUAAAAACCACUUUGUAAGUUUAGAGGAGCAUUCCAAAGCAGUAUAUUGGUUCCAAUUAGAGUUUACUUUUUUUAUUAAUACAUUACUAUUACUAAAUACCACUUUCCUUACGUACUAGUUAAAUUGCUAGCAUUGAACUAUAUUAUGUACUUUUUGUUGAUUUGGUACAAAAUUUUUCCAAUCUAUUUUUAUUUGGUCUGGAAGGCAACAUUAAUGGUACCAACCGGUCACAAUUGAGCUGUUCUGAUACUUCAGAAUAAACACAUGUUGCCUUAAAGAGUUAUCUAGUAUCUUUCAUCUUAUUUAGCAUUGGAGCAAAUAGUCAAGGUAAAUCAAAUCAAUAACUGGUCAUGAUCAUGUAUCUGGAAGUACAUGGAAGAUCAUGAACACUUUCUUUCCUUUUUCCUCACAUGGCUUAAAAGUUAAGGUGCACAUCAUUGGGAUAAUGAGAUUGUGUUACUCAUUCUAGUGUGUUCUAAGCAAGUAGUUGAUGUAUGUUUAUAUUUUAAAUCAGCUGUCAAGGGGAGACUGCAGCCUUAGUAUGACAACCUGCACAAUUUAUAAUAAGUGUUUAUUCUAUGGAAGGCAAGUCUUGCUUAUGCUUUCUGCACAUUCAGUGUAUUGGUCAUUUAAAUUAUUUCAGAUUUAACUUGUAAAAGCUUUAAUAUGAUUUCUGGUAUUUUAGAAAUAGAGUCUGUGAUUCUCAUUCUUUAAGAUACGGAUGUGUGAAUUUCAAUAUAAAGUUGUAUUUGCGAAAACUUAA
Messenger RNA from Miniopterus natalensis, 2868 nucleotides. It is a transcript of the gene GPR85, whose product is annotated as G protein-coupled receptor 85. Gene Ontology annotation, molecular function: G protein-coupled receptor activity. Gene Ontology annotation, cellular component: plasma membrane. The record is from RefSeq and is a predicted model, not a curated record. NCBI's taxonomy places the organism in Eukaryota, Metazoa, Chordata, Mammalia, Chiroptera, Miniopteridae. Gene Ontology annotation, biological process: G protein-coupled receptor signaling pathway.